AUGGCGUCGGUGGCCCGUGGCACGCCCUUGUGUGGACUUGUUCAGGACUACAGGGGUACUAAAAUAACCGCGUUCAAAGCCUCACAGAAUACGCCCGAGAGAAUUGAGCCGCAUCGGAAUCUCGCCGGAGGGUUUUCUACAUCUGCUGAGAUGACUAUUUUAUGUUUGGAUGGCGACCUGUCGAAGAACCAAGUACUAGAGAAUAUACCAGCACAAACACUGAAGAAAUUUGGAAGAAUAGAUGCACUAAUCAACAAUGCUGGUGAAGCAUUCCAUCCAGAUAAGAUGUCACUGUUUGAUUCAUCAAUGUUUGACCGUAUCCUCAGCGUUAAUCUCAGGGCACCUGUAGUCCUUUCAAAACACGCAUUAGAAGCCCUCAAAGUCACCAAAGGAAGUAUCCUGAAUGUAUCCAGUGUCACAGUCAACAACUACCGAAUGCUGACUUAUGGCGUCUCAAAGGCAGGACUGGAACAUUUCACAAAGGCUCUUGCUUUAGAGGUGGCAUCGGCAGGGGUACGGGUUAACUGCAUAAAAUCAGGCGCUAUGAUGACCCCUGUGUGGGGACGGUUUGGCAAACUCACGGAGGAACGAGAGAAACAGCUGGAGAAGAGCCUCACCCACUAUUUCCACCCCAUCCGGCGUCUUACAACCCAAGAAGACAUCAACCACGCCGUUACGUUCAUGUUGUCGGACAAGGCAAGUUUCAUAACUGGUGCCAGCAUACCAGUAGCUGGAGGAGCUCACAUGCCCUUUGACGGUCGUGCCUUGCAACAUCUCGAAAACAAGUACGGUUCCAGUGACCCUUUCCUGAUGCCUGCACGUGAAUAG
Messenger RNA from Haliotis rubra (blacklip abalone), 828 nucleotides. RefSeq lists its product as uncharacterized. The transcript is spliced from 9 exons. The record is from RefSeq and is a predicted model, not a curated record. NCBI's taxonomy places the organism in Eukaryota, Metazoa, Mollusca, Gastropoda, Lepetellida, Haliotidae. Gene Ontology annotation, molecular function: oxidoreductase activity. The coding region runs from base 1 to 828 and encodes 275 amino acids.